This is a messenger RNA of Rasamsonia emersonii CBS 393.64, 453 nucleotides long. RefSeq lists its product as uncharacterized. Bases 1 to 453 code for a protein of 150 amino acids. The transcript has 2 exons. The record is from RefSeq and is a predicted model, not a curated record. NCBI's taxonomy places the organism in Eukaryota, Fungi, Ascomycota, Eurotiomycetes, Eurotiales, Trichocomaceae.
AUGUCAUCGCUAUCAUACUACUCCCGACCCGGCCGGGGUCAGCACUGGCAACAGCAGUUUGGCUUCAGCGAGGCCUGCAUCAUUGGAGAUCGGAUGGAAGUCGCGGGGCAGACGGGCAUGGCCCCCGACUCAACCACCAUCCCCGCCACGCUCGAAGAAGAAGUCGCACAAGCCUUCGCCAACAUCAACGAGGUCAUCCUCUACGCCCUGGAAAAAUCUAACCACCCGGCCCGGUCGAACGCACCUUCAAAGACGGGCUGGGACUUUGUCACCCGCGUCCGGACCUACCACGUCAACCUGCCCGAGACGCGCGACCGGAUCAUCGGGCUGAUGGUGCAGAACGUCAAGAAGUGGUGUCCGAACCACCAGCCGACGUGGACGAUGAUCGGCGUGCAGUCGCUGCCCUUUCCGGAGCAGAAUGUGGAGAUCGAGGUGGAUGUUUACUUGGGAUGA